This is a messenger RNA of Danaus chrysippus (African queen), 444 nucleotides long. The record is from the annotation of a GenBank genome assembly. Lineage: Eukaryota; Metazoa; Arthropoda; Insecta; Lepidoptera; Nymphalidae.
AUGUCGUCGCCAUGUCAAAAAGGCGGGAUGCGCCUCAGUGAGGCCCUAGACAAUAUACAGCUCGCUUAUAAUCCAAUUACCAAACAAUUACAUUUUGUGAGCCCCAAAGCAGAGAAACAGACAGAGGACAUAUCAGACGACGUUGACAAGUUGUCUAAAAAGAGUAGCUUCAGUGAUGAAGGGAACUAUUCAAUUUCGACCUGUGAAAAAAGUGAUACAAGUGAUUCUCCAAAAAGUACAUUGCAAUGGGGUGGGAGUGUGUGUGGUCACCAGCGGGGUAAGGACGGUGGAUCUUUCUCAAGUACUGUCUCCAGUUUAUCAGAGUGUUCUCUGGGUUCCAAUGGGUCUCGAGAGGACGAGCUAACAGAAACCACUUUACCUGAGAAUGGCAAACUUAAGAAGAAAGGUCUAUCAAGUUUCUUUAGCAGGUAUGUAAUGAAGUGA